AUAAAAUGCAAGAGAGCAGUGAUAAUUUCUAAGAUUCAUAAAGUUAAAGUUCAGAAUAAAGAUAAAAAGGAAGUGUGCCAUCUUUUUUGGUUAGACUGUUCGAUAUUAUGGACGUAUUAUCUAAUAAUUCACAAUAGAAUGAAGAUCUAAAAGAUAUAAUUGGAUGGAAUACCGAAGGAAAUGCAUUCAUUGUAAGAAAUCAAUAACUACUGGCUGAUAAAAUAUUGCCAAAAUAUUUCAAACAUAAGAAUUAUCCUAGCUUUUUAAGGUGAAUUUUAUUCUAAAUUUUAGAUAGCUCAAUAUGUAUAAUUUUAAAAAAAGCAAAGCUGACGAGAUUAAUUAAAAAUUUGAACAUAAAUGGUUUAGAAGGGAUGGAAGAGCCUUGUUGACUAAUAUUAAAAGAAGAAAUUAGGAAGAAAAUGAUGAUAAAGAUGUUUUAUAUAUAUUAAGAAUCUUAGGAAAUUCCACAAAUAGUUGAUGAAAUUGAGCAAUUUAAGAAAGCUCAAAAGGAACUUAAAAAUGAGAUUUAAGCCAUUGCUGAUAGUUAAAAAUAACUAUAAAUAGCACUCUAAUAAAUUAUGCAAUAAAACGAAACAUUGUUUUAGGAAAGUCAACAACUAACUCAAGAACUAUCGAAUAUGCAAUCGAAAAAUUAACAGCGAUUCGCUAACUAUUCCAAUAUUCUAACUGAGAUUGUUCAAAGGUUAUAAUAAGAAUAAGAAGAAGAAUUAAGUAUUUCAGAUUGAUUAUUCUAGGAAAUAGAGAUAAUUCAUAGCCAUAGUUAUUAGGAGAAUAAAAAAAGAAUAGUGUUAUAUAAAUAAAACAAGAAUAACCUAGUCAAUAAUAAUAGUUUUUCUCUCAAUAGCAAAAUAAUUUAUCCGCAAAUUCUCUAUAAUUUUUAAUGAAUAUGAGUGCAAAUAAAAAUGCGUUUAAUUUUUAGAUGUUUUCAUAAUUAAAGAACUAGUAAAUGAACAUGCAAAUGUUCUAAAAUGGAUCUACGCAAUCACCAUAAAAUGAUGUUAAGAAGAACGAAAUCAAAAAGGAAAGUGAAUAAUGA
Paramecium octaurelia is the source of this 1057-nucleotide messenger RNA. The record is from the annotation of a GenBank genome assembly. NCBI's taxonomy places the organism in Eukaryota, Ciliophora, Oligohymenophorea, Peniculida, Parameciidae.